Apis mellifera (honey bee) is the source of this 6649-nucleotide messenger RNA. RefSeq names its product F-box/LRR-repeat protein 20. The record is from RefSeq and is a predicted model, not a curated record. NCBI's taxonomy places the organism in Eukaryota, Metazoa, Arthropoda, Insecta, Hymenoptera, Apidae. Gene Ontology annotation, molecular function: protein binding. The transcript has 9 exons. Gene Ontology annotation, cellular component: SCF ubiquitin ligase complex. Bases 145 to 1683 code for a protein of 512 amino acids. Gene Ontology annotation, biological process: SCF-dependent proteasomal ubiquitin-dependent protein catabolic process.
ACCAGUGACGGCGGCUCGGCUCAUAUUCAGUAGACUCGGCCAUUUCUCUCGCGAAGCGUAGUUAUUUGCUCGGUCGCGACAUUUUUUUUCGUAAAACCGUGCGGGUAUUCCCGUAAGCUUUGCAAAAUAACGCGACGCAAAAGGAUGAUACACUCCGGGCGCACCAGGCUCGAGAAAAAAGUAAGUCGCGUGGGCGUGGGAGGAGGGGGCCAGGUCGGGCAAGGGGUACAAGCGGUCGAAGAUUCCGGUGCAAGCGGUCAAUGGUGGAGGCAACAGCAUCCAUCGUAUCAUCAUCAUCAUCAUCACCAACAUCAUCACCAUUAUCAUCAUCAGGCCGGUUAUUAUACGUCGCAAUCGCUCUCUCACAACAACCCUGUCACGACCAUGAAGCAGUCUUAUAUGCAGCUAACGUGGGUGUUUCACGACGACGAGGCGCAGAUUAAUAAGAAACUGCCAAAAGAAUUACUGCUUAGAAUCUUCUCGUAUCUCGACGUGGUAUCACUAUGCCGGUGCGCGCAAGUAAGCAAAGCUUGGAACGUGUUGGCGCUCGACGGAUCCAAUUGGCAAAGAAUCGAUCUCUUCGAUUUCCAACGAGACGUGGAGGAAUCAGUUAUAGUAAAUAUAUCGAGACGAUGCGGUGGGUUUUUAAGGCAGCUCUCUCUCAGGGGAUGUCAGAGCAUUGGGAACAAUUCAAUGCUUACAUUGGCUGAGUCGUGUACUAACAUCGAGGAACUGAAUCUGAGCCAAUGUAAAAAGAUCUCGGACGCUACCUGCGCGGCCCUAAGCUCUUAUUGUCCGAAACUCCAACGACUGAACUUGGACUCGUGUCCCGAGAUAUCGGACAUCUCCAUGAAGAACCUCUCGAAAGGCUGUUCGCUUCUCACUCACAUUAAUCUGUCCUGGUGUGAGUUACUUACCGAUAACGGGGUGGAAGCACUGGUGAGAGGUUGCAGACAACUACGUAGCUUUCUAUGCAAAGGAUGCCGUCAGUUAACGGACAGAGGUGUCACAUGUUUGGCUCGUUAUUGCACCAAUUUGGAGGCGAUCAAUUUACACGAAUGCAGGAACAUAACAGACGAUGCGGUCAGAGAACUCAGCGAACAAUGUCCAAGAUUGCAUUACGUUUGCCUAUCGAAUUGUCCAAAUCUAACGGAUGCGUCUCUGGUCACGUUAGCGCAACAUUGUCCGCUCCUUAGCGUGCUCGAAUGUGUGGCUUGCACUCAUUUCACCGAUGCAGGCUUUCAAGCUCUUGCAAAAAAUUGCAGAUUAUUAGAAAAGAUGGACCUGGAAGAGUGCCUUUUAAUAACGGAUGCCACCCUCAUUCAUUUAUCUAUGGGAUGUCCAAGAUUGGAAAAAUUGAGUUUGUCUCACUGUGAACUGAUCACCGAUGAGGGCAUUCGACAAUUGGCCCUUUCGCCGUGCGCAGCCGAGCAUCUAGCGGUGUUGGAAUUGGACAAUUGUCCCCUUAUCACGGAUGCUAGCCUUGAUCACCUUCUACAGGCCUGCCAUAAUCUCGAGCGCAUCGAACUAUACGAUUGUCAACUAAUCACCAGAGCUGGCAUACGUAGACUCAGAACACAUUUGCCGAACAUUAAAGUUCAUGCGUACUUCGCACCAGUGACACCACCUCCAAGCGCGGGGGCAUCUCGGCAGCGAUACUGCCGAUGCUGCGUCAUUCUGUGAUUCGCAUAAAAAUGACUCUGAUGCAAAUCGUCCGAUGUACCACACUACCGGUGGACUUUUAAUUUCGAUAGUCGCCGAUUCACGGCGAUCGUGGGACCUUCUCUCUUCCGGCUACCAGACCGAGACUCUGGUCGCCUGUCAUCAACAGUGAGAAUAAGCCUCGUCGUGAAUGGAAUCGCGAAACCUUCGAUAGAUAUACCAAUUCGACUCGCAACACACGCAACGAGUACAAAAGAACAGUACGUCAUCAUCUAUAUAUAUAUAUAUAUAUAUAUAUAUCUAUAUAUAUGUAUAUGUAUAUGUGUAUAUAUAUAUAUUUAUAUAUAUAUAAACACACACACACACACAAAACUACCAGCUGUUGCUGUAAUUGUUACUAAUGUGUCGCUGCUACUACCGCUCACUAACUGUUUCUAUCACCGGUGUCGCGGUCUACAGUGAUAUCGUUUUUAGAACUCUAUUCAUUUCUUUUAUAGUACGUGCUUUGCUAAUUAUCGUGGUCGUUUCGUCACGGAUGUAAGUGAUCGUUCAACGAAAAGGAAAGAAAUUUUAACGAGUUCCGAUCGUUUCAUUUCCGAUCACAUCGAUUUCUUAAAAAAAAAAGAAGAAAAAGAAAAAAAAACGAGGAAAAGAUACGGGACGACAAAUAUUAAGAUUAAUGAAAAUGGAUGAGGAAAAAGAUGACGAUGCGCGCGAUAAAUUGCGGGCAUUUCGUUCUUUUUUUAUUUUUUAUUAUUAUUACUUUUUUCUUUCUUUCUUUCUUUUUCAUCUUACAAGCGACACGGUCCGCUCGUAUGCGGGCUAAAACACGAUCGUACGUAUCGAUCGCGAGCCUGAAAUUUUUCGCGGUUGGAUGUUCCACGUGAAACAAACCGAUAGGCACAUAUACAUACGUAUAUGUAUGUAUUAUAUAUAUACAUAUAUACAUAUAUUUUUUUAGUACGACGCAUUCUCUCUUCUGCUAAAUGUAAACGUUAAUCGUCAAAGAAAAGAAAAGAAAAGAAAAGAAAAAAAAAAAAAAAAAAAACGCGCAAUCCGUUCCGGAUGGUAAAUCGCAAACAACAUGCGUCCAGUGAUCAAUACUUUUCUCGAAUUCAGAAAGGAUUAAUAAUUAAAAGAAAAAAAAGAAAGAAAGGAAACCGUCGUCGCGUUGAACGUGUUUCAAGCUACGUAUAAAGGUCGUGCUAUUAUUCUAGGCAUUCAAUUUCUAUCGUGUGUGUGUGUAUAUGUGCGCGCGCUCGCGUGUGUGCGCGCGCACGUGUGUGUAUGUGUGCUGUGCGUGCUUGCGUGCAUGCGUGCGUGUGUGUGUUUCUGUAGCAGUUUCUCAAACGAACACUGCCUAUUAUAAUGUUAUUGAUAGAAGAAAAAAAAGAAAAAAAAGAAUUCUCGAUGGAGAGAAAAUGUGGUUGGAAAAAAAAAAAAAGAAAAGAAAAGAAAAAGAAAAAAUAGUAUAAGUAAAAAAAAAAAAAAAGAAUUGAAAAAAAGGAGAGAGACAGAAAGAAAAGGGAAGAAGGUAGAUAAGAGAGUCGUAGAGAUGAUUGCGGAUUUUUUUGAAUCUCAUCGCAAAAUCGUAGAACAAUUAUAUAACCCGAUCUUCAUUUCAAUACUAAUUGUUCGAUACUAAUUGUUCGUGAAAAAUGAACGAUACACGGGAAGAUUAAAAAACAGUUUUUCCUCUUCUCGUCUAUUAAAUCGAAUAUCACGAUCUCAGAUGCGCGAUUGAUCAAACCGCGAUACCUGUAAAAUUAUUUUUCUUUUUUAUGCGAGACGCGCGUAUACAUUGCGAGAAUAACGUAACGAGAACGGAAAUGAAAAAUAAUGAUAUAACGAAAAAUCCAACGCGGUUGUUGACUUCUCUUUUUUCUAGGAGAAAAGUCAAAAAAGAAAAGAUAAAAUAACGAAGAGAGUGAAAAGAAGAAAAAGAAGAAAAAGAAAGGAGAGAAAAAGAGACAAAAAUGAUAGUUCGUUGUAUUUGAAGCUCCCAUUUAAUUGAUGUUUGAUGAUGCAUUUUACGAGGACUCGCGAAUAUUGGUGGAUAGAUGGACAAUUGACUGUGUUCGCGGAUCACAUUUAUCGAGUCUCAAACUAUAUUAUAUUCUAUCUUCCAACGACCCAGACAUCCAUAUCAUACAUCUUUUUUUCUUUCUUCUUGUUUUUGUUUUAAUUAUUUUUUUUCUCUUUCUCUCAUAUUGUAAUUCGUCAUGGAUUAGGAGAGCACAGACUGAUAAAACAAUUUAAAACGUUGAAUACGUUAAAUAAUCGAUUUAUUUGGUCCCAGUGAUCGAUUUACUGGCCAAUUCUUACUUUUUAAGUCUAGGUUUAUGAUAUGGUGGCAAUACGAAAACCGUGAAGUGGUAUAUAAGUCUGUGGCUUACAUUGUAGAUGAGCCAAUACGAAGAAAUUUGUUUGUUCCUUGAUUUUUAGAGACUGCGGAUAUAUAUAAUAUAUACAAAAAAAAAAAAAAGAAAAGAAAGAAAGAAGUUAAUUUCGUAAAAUAAGGAAAAAAAAAAAGAAAAUCGUGAUACAUAAAAUGUAUCGUAAUCUGUCUGUUUCCAUUUGUAAAAAAAAAAAAAAAAAAAAAAAAGAAUUAAAAUUUGACACGAUGUUCAAUCGUUUGGAAGUCUGGAUCCCAGGAUGACAAAGCGUAUAUAUGUAUUAAAAAUCAAUUCCUAUCACUCGCAUAUAUAAGAAGAAACAAAGAGUUAGACAUUUUCAAGACAAAGUUCUUAUAUUCUUAUUCGAGUUUGGUAAUGGAUGUUUUAAACAAUAUCUAAAAACAUUGCGUUGAUGCGAGAACACCAUCCACCCGUAUUUUUUUUGCAAUAGCUGGGAAUAACCAACGAUGAAGAAAUUUUAUUGUGUCAUCUGGAAUAAUGUUCGAUGAUAGAAAUAAAAAACGUUUAUGAAAAAAAAAAAAAAAAAAGAAUAAUUAUGACGGUCCAUCCCGAAGUGCAAUAGAGUCCGCACGUACUCCGUUUCUCUCCUUCUCGUUAUUUUGAUGAAUUUCAAGGAACCAGCCAUGUAAUGUACGUAAUUCGCGUGUCGUUGCGUCGUGUAAAACAUAGAUUGUUAAUCCUUGCUAGGAUAUAAGAACCGUACAUCGCGUAUAUAUUUAAUAUAUAGCGUGUAAACAGAAUACCGGAAUGAAGGAACUAGAUAUAUAUAUAUACAUAUAUAUAUAUAUAAAUACAAAUACAAAUAUAUAAAAAAUAUAUAUAUAUAUUAACAAAAAAAAAGAAAAAAAGCAGUAAAAAAUAAAUACAUAGAUAUGAUAUGUUUUAUACGCUGCAUGUCAUCCUUAGAAGGAAGUAACGUGAUCGUUGUAAUGUGUCGUGUCAGAAAGUUGAGUCAUUUAUUUUUUUCUUUUUUUUUUUUCUUAUUUCUUUUUUUUUUUUUUUUUUUUUUUUUUUAGGGAUUAAACGAUGCAAAAAGGGAUCGGCAGAUGUUUCAGAACAGAUCUUAAUGUGAAAAAAAAAGACGUACAAAUUAUAUACGCCAUUGCAUCCAUCAUUCGUGAAACGAUUUCUGAUGUUUCGCGAGUAUCAUUAAAAAGAAAUCUUUUUAUUGUUUCACGAUAUGCUAUUCCUUGAAAAUCUUUCGAUUAACCAAAAUAACCGUGAUAAAAUAAAAUAUAUAAACGUAAUGUAUGACUGUCGGUUAACGCCUCGUUUGAUCAAGUUCGGUUCAAAUUAUAAAGUCAAUCUCAGUGCCUGACCCGCCACAAAAUUUGUGAAUUAUACAUGAAUUGCAUAGAGCCAAAAUUUCACAGUUAAUUACUGUGUGGCGGAGAAUAUAGAAGAUUUAAAAGAAAUAAUAAUAAAACGAAACAAAGACUCUCUGUAUAUGACAGCUGCUAAGAAUUUUUGAGAGUCUCUCUCUCUCUCUUUUUCUCUCUUUUUCUCUUCUCUCUCUUCUCUUUUCUUCUCUCUCUCUUUCUCUUUGGCUGAAACGAAACUUGUCGAGCGACCGACAGUCGUGCAUCCACGCAUAAUUAGUGAUAUUUAGCGAUGGACAUUCGAUAUUCUGCCAAUUGUAAAUCAAGAAAAAAGAAGAAUUUCCGAUUUUAAUCGAUAUCGAAGCGAUUCCAAAUUGAACUAAAAAAAUGAGAAACUUUUUGGAUACGGUCAAAAAUUUAAUAGCAGAAUUUUUUUCCGGAAUAUUUUGACGUUCUUUUAUAUCAUAUAUGAAUUUCGAUGCAUUUUUAUGAUAUUUUAUUUUAAGUUAUGAUGAGACUGUUAAGUUAUUCAUAGCUUUUAAUCCACUAGACAGCAUUUAAUUGCGAAUCGAAAUUGUUCAAUUAAUUCGGUUCAAUCGAAAGGAAAAAAAAAAAAAUAGACACAUGUCCAUCGCUGUUACACGAUUCUCGAUAUUCUUUGGAACUCGUUCAAAGUCGUUCGUGGCAAUAAAAAAAAGAGAAAAAAAAAAAAUAGGAAUGAGAAUUGACAAGAAUAAAACUAUCAAAAUGUAUAGUUUCCUAAUUUUGAUAAUCGCUUGUAAAAAUGUUAUUUUUCAUAAAUUCGUUGAUGAUCGAUGAUCAAAAUUCGUGACAUGGAUUCAUGAUCGCAAUUUAAUUUGAUGAUCGAUUAUUAUGAUCCAUAGCUUCGUAUAUCGGCGUAAUUAUUAGUAAAACAAAUUGUAUGUCGAAUAAUAGAAUCGAGUCCCGUUACGUCGAAAUAUAGACGCAAGAGCCUGUCGGAAAUCCCGUUGAUCGGGCGUUAGGAAAUCGUGACCAAUUUUCAAGAAUGGAAGAAUUCAUUUGCUGUUGAAACGAAGAAUUAUCGUGAUGACGAAUUGAAGAUUUGAAAAAGAGAAGCAAACUAGGAUUGUAAAAGAGAAAUGGAAAUCGAUCGCGGUGUCGUAGUCUAUUGGUAUAAUAACACACAAUGUAUGUCGCCGUAAAAAAGAGAUCGUGUCAUAACGACAAUUGAAAGGAGUAAAGUGAAAAAAAAAAAAAAAAAAAAAAAAA